AGGUUUGCAGAUGUCCUCAAUAUACUAUUGCCAUCAGUGUCGUAAUCAGGUCCCUCUGAGGAAUACUGACAUGAUAUGCGGUAUAUGCGGUGGUGAGUUUCUGGAGCAGUUGUCAACACCACCUCCUCGUCCGCAACCUCGAUUCGUACAUCAUCCUGCUGGCAGGGUACAUUAUCAUCAGCAUCUUCACCAUCAUCCCCCCACACAACAUGCACACAUUCAUUUACAACAGGGUCCCAGUCAGGCAACACCGGAGAAUUUUCUUUCAACAAUUAUGGGAAUGAUCAACAACAUGCAAGGUCCCGCACCUACUUCUUCAACACAAAAUGGUACCGAGGCAGAAAAUAAUGCUGCAUCUGAAAAUCCUCGUCCACAAGGCCCCCAAAGUGUCACGUUUUCUCUCGAUCAGGCCAUGCAGAUGCACCCAAUUCUGAGUCAGGUACUUGCAACACUGGGAAAUCCAAAUAUGCAAGUGCGCAUACAUAUCGGAGAUGACGCAGAUGGAACAAUGCAUGGGGCUUUCGGUGAUUACGUAUGGGGUGACAGCGGCAUGGAUCGUAUAGUUACCCAGCUUCUCAAUCAGAUGGACGGAAAUAUGAGACCAGUAGGAUUGAAUGAGCAGCAGAUCAACAGAAUUCCCAUAAUUAAGGUUACACAAGAGCAUGUUGAUAAAGGCACUCAAUGCACUACUUGCUUCGAAGAUUUCAAACUUGGUGAACUUGUAGCUGAACUACAGUGUCAUCACAUUUUCCAUUGCCCAUGCGUUGUGCCUUGGCUUCAGCAACGUCCAUCAUGUCCGAUAUGCAGACAAGAAGUCAUUGCAUCACAGUUUCCAGAUCCUGCCCCAGGAGCUCCCACUGUUUCGAGUUUGGAGGCAAAGCACGAUCUGAUCGAACCGGAAUUGGACUGAAACCACUGAAUUUAAAGCGUGAUUGGUACCAUGUCUUUUACUUUAUAUCUUGCACUCGUGUGAAAUUCUGGUCACUUGUUUUUUCAAAUUUCAGAAACAAGUGUUAAUAUAUCAAAAUUGGUAAUAUAUCUUGCGGCAGAACUCAGUUUUCUUCUCCCUUCUGUAUCCAAAGUGUUUUCAUUCUGUCGUACUUGGGUUAUGAUGGCGAAUGCGAUGUACAUACGAACUGUGUUGAGUGUAGUUGUUCAACUUGUGCCUAUUAUCAUAAAAAUGUUUUUUUUUCGAUAGAUGAAAAAACCGCUAGGGGUGAAAAUGAAUAAAUAAAUAUUUGAGCCUGUUAA
Molecule: messenger RNA, 1251 nt
Organism: Cylicocyclus nassatus
Lineage: Eukaryota; Metazoa; Nematoda; Chromadorea; Rhabditida; Strongylidae
Source: the annotation of a GenBank genome assembly